AUAGGGAUACACACGGUCACUGUAGCAGCAGACAACUAGUAGAUGUAAUUGUCUAUAGGAAAUGCCAACACAUUUACAGUCUAGUUUGAUGUGUUUCCUAAUAUCCUUUCAGGUGGUAUUACUAUCAUCCAGUGAUCCACAUAACAUGAGGAUGAACCCUGCUAUUCUCCACUCAGGUGGAGAGAGAAAGAUGAUUAAACGAUAAGAUCCUGCGUUUUUGGUAAUGUAGGAAAACCAUGUCAAAUGAACGUUCAGAAGAAUAACCAAAGGCACAAUGGCAACCACUAAACAGACUGCUGUGAACUAUGUCACAGAUCGCAGACUGGACCUUAUCAGAUUGCUCAAGGAUCUGACACUUAUUGUUGACAACCUUCAGCAGCAGAGAGUUUUCCUCAAUGAGGAAGUGGAAGUUAUUAAUAGUAAGGAGACAAGAAGUGACAAAGCCAGAGAAAUACUGGACAGAGUCGUUAAAAAGGGAGAAGCUGCAUGUUACAAGUUACUGGAGAUUCUGUACAUUACGAGACAGAGAACAUUACUGGAGCCUUCCUCUGAUUCAAAGGACAGAUGGCAGCAUGACCUGUACCACUGGAUCAGCUGCUUCCCAUUCAAGGAAGACCAAGAGGUGGACACUGACAUCCUUGAAGGCUCAAUAGCCUGUCACAGAUAUCAGACACAGCUGAAAUGUAAAGCACGGAAGAUCACAGAGGGUGCAUGGAAACAAAGCUGUAGUCUCCUACCAGAGAGAUGUAGAACUGAGGGGACUUUCUCUUAUACCCCUGUUGUGUUAGAUACAGACGUGCAUUCAUCUCUCUCUAAAAUUAAAGUGAAGAGCAAAAGAUGCAAGAAAGCUCGGCCUAAAAAACUAAAGAGCUUCAUCCCCAUGGCCAAACAUGAAACAUCCCCUGCUGAGCUGCUUAAAACACAUGAGAAAAAAAUCCUCCUUUUUGGAAAGCCUGGAAUUGGAAAAACAACAGUCGCCCAUCAAAUGUUGAACCUCUGGGCAGAGAAAGAUCACAGAGAACUAGAUUACAUGUUUUAUUUUAAUGUGAGAGACAUUUCACACAGAAAACCCAUGAGCCUGGAGGACCUUCUCUUUAACAUGUACAGUGAGCCAAAAGACAGUAAAGAAGAAGUGUUACAGGAUAUUAAGAAGAACUCUGAAAACGUUGUCAUCAUAUUUGAUGGAAUCACAGACCUCUCCUCUCUGUCGGUAGUAAAGGACCUUGUGGAGAACCUCCUGCCUGACGCAAAGAUUGUGACCACAUGCAGACCAGAUCAAUCUGAAGACUUCCUGACAGACUGGCCCACAGACUGGUUCAGAGUGGAGGUGAAAGGGUUCAGUGAAGAAUCUAUCAGGGCUUAUUUAACACAGAUGCUGAGUGCUGAGACUGACUCCUUGAGCAGUGUGUUAAACAACCUAGAGUUGUUCAGUCUGUGCCAUGUCCCAAUGUACGUACUGAUGGUAGUUGCCUGCAUUUAUUUCCCUACAUCAGAGGCUUCUGAACAGACAUGCACUAUAACUGAAAUGUACAGCAACAUCCUCCGUCACGGCAUCCAAAAACACAGUGGCAGACGACGUAAGGAUAUCGACAGUUGUCUCAAAGAAAACAGAGAGAAAAUAUUGUCUCUGGCAGAAAUUGCUUUUGAUGCAACAAAUGAGAAAAACAUGAACUUGACACUGAGGUGUGAAGAAAGCAGUGUCCAUUUUGCCUUCUUGGGGGCAUUUAUGGUUAACAUUUCACCCACAGCAUCAGACACUUGCGCUGCGUUUCUCCAUUACACAAUGCAGGAGUUCUUUGGUGCCCUUUGGCUCUUACAGAAUCCAGACAAAAUCAGAGAGGUUCUAGAGAAGUGCCAGACUGAAGAAUGGAAACACACAAAACACUUGAUUCCUUUCCUGUUUGGGCUUCUGAAUGAGAAGAAUAUUAGACUGGUUAACAGUCUAGUUCCAGCUCAACAGAUCAAGAAGACGUCAGAUUGGUUCUUCAAGGAAGUGGUGAACACAUUUCUUCCAUCUCAAACAAACCAAGAUCAUGCAGAAGGUGGUGAUCCUGAGUUUGAGAUAGAUCUUCUGUUUUUGUGUCAGUGCUUGUAUGAAUAUCAGUCUACUGAGGCCUGUCAGCUUUUCCUGGACAAACUCAACUACCAUCUAGACCUGAGUGGAGAACAUCUUGAUCCUCACCAGUGCUGUGCAGUCUCUUAUGUGACCAGUCAGUCUGCAGAGAGAAAGGUUGGAUUGGACCUGAACGGCUGCACUGUGUCAGACCAAGGAGUAAGGCUGAUACUGGGCUCUCUGAAGAAUGUCAGACAUCUUGGACCAUCCUCUGAUGAUUCAUCUGACCCCUCAAUGUUGUGUCAACUCUGGACAACUUUGCUGAGCAGUGAGGCAGAGAUGGACUUCACCAGCUUACUUAGUCUCUGUGGAAAUGAGUUGCACCUUCCAGUCCAGGGUGAAAGACAAGUGUUUGAGAGAGCAGAAGAAGUGAUGACACAGAGUCUAGAGAGGGUUAAUGUCUGUCUACACUGGGAUCAGAGAACUGUUCUCAGUGAAGCUCUCAGCAAAACCAUUUUAAAGUGUUUACCAAAUAUCAACAAACUCAGGUUUACUCCUCUACAACAUCAGAGAGGAUCCCCUGAAAGACUGGAGACAGAAGAGAAAGCAGUCCUACUAGAUUUGUGUCUACAAGCAGCACUAGAUCACAGAGAAACAUUCCAGAGAACUGUGAACACACUGCUGUCACUGUUCUCUGUGUAUCAAACUGAGAGAUAUGACAUCCUGCUGGAUCUGUACUCUCAUGUGAAGUACAAUAGGAAUCAAACAGCCAGGAGUGUCCUUCCAUCAUUGCAGCCACUUUACCAGUCAGCUCCUGCAGUCUGGUCCAUAGACCUCUCAGAGAGAAAGACCUCCCUCCUCCUAGAAGUGCUGAAACUCCAACCAGGGAAGAAACCAGUAGAGCUGAAGGGCUGGUCAGAUGAAGAGAGUGAAGUGAGGAGUUUCCUUCAGUGUCUGUCCUACAUCUCACAGCUGAGAUUUUCUCCACUGAAGGAUAACAUAAAUAGGAGAAAGAGAGACAAGACAUGCCUACUGAAUCUGUGUCUUCAAGCAGCUCUCCAUGAGAGAGGAACCAUACAAACAACUGUAGAGAAAGUGGUGUCGCUGUCUAAAGUAUAUCACAACCAGAAAUGUGAUUUCCUGCUGGAUCUGUACUCACAUGUGAAGGACUAUGAGACUCAAACAGGCAGGAGUGUCCUUCCAGCAUUACAGACAGUUUACCAGUCAGCUCCUGCAGUCUGGUCCAUAGACCUCUCAAAGAGAAAGGCCUCCCUCCUCCUAGAAGUGCUGAAACUCCAACCAGAGAAGAAACCAGUAGAGCUGAAUGGCUGGUCAGAUGAAGAGAGUGAAGUGAGGAGUUUCCUUCAGUGUCUGUCCUACAUCUCACAGCUGAGUUUCUAUACAGACUGGUCUGAUCCCUCAAAGCAGAUCAAGUUCCUGGUGGAUCUCCUGUCUCAAGCAGCAGAGUGGGAGGAGCAGACAGGAGAGAAGACACUGAAGCUGGUAUCAUCAGUGUGGACUUACAGCACCUUUCCCUUCUGUGAAUGGGAUCAUGAUGUUGAGGAAUAUCAAUGUGAUUUCCUGCUGGAUCUGUACUCACAUGUGAAGGACUAUGAGACUCAAACAGGCAGGAGUUUCCUACCAGCAUUACAGCCAGUUUACCAGUCCGCUCCUGCAGUCUGGUCCAUAGACCUCUCAGAGAGAAAGGCCUCCCUCCUCCUAGAAGUGCUGAAACUCCAACCAGAGAAGAAACCAGUAGAGCUGAAGGGCUGGUCAGAUGAAGAGAGUGAAGUGAGGAGUUUCCUUCAGUGUCUGUCCUACAUCUCACAGCUGAGUUUCUAUCCAUGGAGGUCUGAUUCCUCAAAGCAGAUCAAGUUCCUGGUGGAUCUCCUGUCUCAAGCAGCAGAGUGGGAGGAGCAGACAGGAGAGAAGACACUGAAGCUGGUAUCAUCAGUGUGGACUUACAGCACCUUUCCCUUCUGUGAUGAUGAUGAUGGUGACGAUAAUAAGGAAUAUCAAUGUGAUUUCCUGCUGGAUCUGUACUCACAUGUGAAGGACUCUGAGACUCAAACAGGCAGGAGUUUCCUACCAGCAUUACAGCCAGUUUACCAGUCAGCUCCUGCAGUCUGGUCCAUAGACCUCAGAAAGAGAAAGGCCUCCCUCCUCCUAGAAGUGCUGAAACUCCAACCAGACAAAAAACCAGUAGAGCUGAAGGACUGGUCAGAUGAAGAGAGUGAAGUGAGGAGUUUCCUUCAGUGUCUGUCCUACAUCUCACAGCUGAGUUUCUAUCCAUGGAGGUCUGAUUCCUCAAAGCAGAUCAAGUUCCUGGUGGAUCUCCUGUCUCAAGCAGCAGAGUGGGAGGAGCAGACAGGAGAGAAGACACUGAAGCUGGUAUCAUCAGUGUGGACUUACAGCACCUUUCCCUUCUGUGAUGAUGAUGAUGAUGAUGAUGGUGACGAUAAUAAGGAAUAUCAAUGUGAUUUCCUGCUGGAUCUGUACUCACAUGUGAAGGACUCUGAGACUCAAACAGGCAGGAGUUUCCUACCAGCAUUACAGCCAGUUUACCAGUCAGCUCCUGCAGUCUGGUCCAUAGACCUCUCAGAGAGAAAGGCCUCCCUCCUCCUAGAAGUGCUGAAACUCCAACCAGAGAAGAAACCAGUAGAGCUGAAGGACUGGUCAGAUGAAGAGAGUGAAGUGAGGAGUUUCCUUCAGUGUCUGUCCUACAUCUCACAGCUGAGUUUCCAUCCAUGGAGGUCUGAUCCCUCAAAGCUGAUCAAGUUCCUGGUGGAUCUCCUGUCUCAAGCAGCAGAGUGGGAGGAGCAGACAGGAGAGAAGACACUGAAGCUGGUAUCAUCAGUGUGGACUUACAGCACCUUUCCCUUCUGUGAUGAUGAUGAUGAUGACAGUAAGGAAUAUCAAUGUGAAUUCCUGCUGGAUCUGUACUCACAUGUGAAGGACUAUGAGACUCAAACAGGCAGGAGUUUCCUUCCAGCAUUACAGCCAGUUUACCAGUCAGCUCCUGCAGUCUGGUCCAUAGACCUCUCAGAGAGAAAGGCCUCCCUCCUCCUAGAAGUGCUGAAACUCCAACCAGAGAAGAAACCAGUAGAGCUGAAGGGCUGGUCAGAUGAAGAGAGUGAAGUGAGGAGUUUCCUUCAGUGUCUGUCCUACAUCUCACAGCUGAGUUUCUAUACAGACUGGUCUGAUUCCUCAAAGCUGAUCAAGUUCCUGGUGGAUCUCCUGUCUCAAGCAGCAGAGUGGGAGGAGCAGACAGGAGAGAAGACACUGAAGCUGGUAUCAUCAGUGUGGACUUACAGCACCUUUCCCUUCUGUGAAUGGGAUCAUGAUGUUGAGGAAUAUCAAUGUGAUUUCCUGCUGGAUCUGUACUCACAUGUGAAGGACUAUGAGACUCAAACAGGCAGGAGUGUCCUUCCAGCAUUACAGCCAGUUUACCAGUCAGCUCCUGCAGUCUGGUCCAUAGACCUCUCAGAGAGAAAGGCCUCCCUCCUCCUAGAAGUGCUGAAACUCCAACCAGAGAAGAAACCAGUAGAGCUGAAGGGCUGGUCAGAUGAAGAGAGUGAAAUGAGGAGUUUCCUUCAGUGUCUGCCCUACAUCUCACAGCUGAGCUGUGGUGAUGACAGGUUCUUCCAGACUGUGUGUGAAUCCAUCCCUGUGAGGUCCAGAGAGGAGGACCAGCAGUUGGCCUCUCUCCUCCAGGCCUUGGGCUCCACCCUGUCACUGGGAGGAGUGUUACCCAGGAAAACCUGCAGGUCUGUGGGGAGAGUCCUGGGUCUCUGUGCCUCCAGAGUGGACCUCACUCUCACCCCCAGCAAGAUCUCUCUCCAAGGAGCCGCACUUCUUUUGAGACAUAAGUCAAAGCUCCACAAGCUCAGGCUGAAUGUGGGCGUGGCAGUGAAACUGUCCAGACUGGUUAGGAGGACAGGGAGAGGUGCUACUCCACUGACUGUCCCAGAACUCUCCCUGGUCCUAAAGAGCAGCCAGCCACCAGAGAGAGUGUUAUCCAGGGCUCUGAGUAGUGUGGCGUCCCUGCUGAGAAUCUGGAGGGUUCAGUGUCUGGACCUGACUGACUUCUGCAUCCAGGGUCACUCUCUCAUCACACUGCUGUGUCACCAGGGACCUCUCUCUCUCAGACUAAACUCAGACACUCUGCAGCAGCUGACUGUAGUUGUGUAUGAAGCUCAGGACAAGGACUUGACUCAGUGGUUCCUGGAGAAGGUUGGUGGAGACCUGACCUCCUGCAGGCUGGACUGGGAAGUGCUUCUCUCUCUGCUGCAGCAUUCAACCCACAACAUCACUGUGGACCUCAGGAAGAACCGGCUCCUAGAGAAGAACAGCUCACAUCUUCUCCCCUUUCUGGGAAGGGUUACUCUCAAGAGGUCCAGUUCCAGCUUUGUAAAGUCCUCCAUCAGACAGAUCUAUGACAGUAGAGCCAGUGACUGUGUGUCCAGUUUGUUGAGGUCUUCAGACCAUUGGAUCAACCUGAACAGCAGAGAGCUGGACAGAGUGGACUGUACCGCUCUGUGUUUUACCCUGCAGCACAGCCACCAAGUCAAAGUCAACCUGCUGUGGACCUCCAUACCACCGGGGGAGAUAGAGAGCAUCCUGCCUCUUCUGGACAGAGUCUCCCAACUCAGUGUUGACAGGAGGUUACUGCUGAGUUUCCUCCAGUGCUGUGCUGCCUCUCAGAUCCAGCAGGGGGCACCAUCAUCACCACCAACAGCAGUAUGGCUGCUCAGGUCUCUGCACCACAGACUGGACUUCUCCUGCUCCUCCUCUGUGGACCUGUCAGCUCAGGACCAGGGGGAGGCUCUGUGUCUGACCACUGACCAUUGCAAGGCCAUCAACUCUGUUCUGAAGCAGAACCAACUCGGCACCCAGCUGGUUCAGAACCAGGUCCAGAUCAUCCUAAGAGACUGUGAGGUGGAGGACAGAGCACUGAGGGAGCUGCUUCCCAUCCUGCAUAUUGUCAAGCUGAGUCCCAGCAAAGCUCUGCUACUUCAGCUGCUGGACCUUGUAUGUGAGGGGAUUGAAGAGGGGCUGCUAAGGCAUGCAGAGUCCCUAUGCAGAGCCCUGGAUGGGGAGCUGGACCUCAGUGAGACCAGGCUGGACCAGAAGGCCUGUGGAUCUCUGGCCCUGGUUCUGGAACACUCAGAGGGUCUGUCAGAACUGGACCUCAGCCACUGUCAACUCACAGACCACCAGCUACAGCCCCUGAUCACACACCUGCAUAAAGUACAAGUCCUGGACCUGAGCCACAAUGACAUCACUGAUGCUCUGACUGACAGAAUUCUCCAACUGGUCUCUACCAACACUUCAAUACACACCGUACGACUCUUCAACAACAGAAUCCAGGACAGAAGACCCUUCCUGACAGACAAGAGGUUUGAGAUCUGGUGAAACAACAUCAGGUCUUUGUCCAGGAAGAGAAGGCUGAAUCCAGGACAGAAGAUCCUUCCUGACAGACAAGAGGUUUGAGAUCUGGUGAAACAACAUCAGGUCUUAGUUCAGGAAGAGAAGGCUGAAUCCAGGACAGAAGAUCCUUCCUGACAGACAAGAGGUUUGACAUCUGGUGAA
Molecule: messenger RNA, 7645 nt
Organism: Oncorhynchus tshawytscha (Chinook salmon)
Lineage: Eukaryota; Metazoa; Chordata; Actinopteri; Salmoniformes; Salmonidae
Exons: 19
Coding region: 275-7468 (2397 amino acids)
Biological process (GO): regulation of apoptotic process
Source: RefSeq, a predicted model, not a curated record